AUGAGUACCUUGGGACGGUUGAAGCAGGCCUACCUUGCUUUGAUUCCAGUUUAUCCCAUCGGCUACGUUUUGGUUCAUGGUAUUGAUCCCUAGAUACGAUUUUUACCUCGAUUUGUUAGGAUUUCGAGGCGACCAAAUCUGGGCCCGGCCUUAUGUGGACCGGAGCAGCGAGGAGCCCAGCCAACAGCUCAAAGAGCUCGUCGAGAGUGAGCUGGACAAGGUCGAUAACGUCAAGAAAGCCAAGGUUGGAGCUUCUUUUUUUCUUAAAAGAAUAAAGUUGAUCGUUCUGUUUGAAUUUUUGAACAGGAAAAAGUUUUUAUAGUGACAUCCUAGUUCAUUUGAAAGGACAUUUCCGGAAUCGCUUUCUCGAAUUUCUAGAAAAGACAGCCCCCUCAGUCCGAAUUUCUAGUGAAGAUAGCCCCCAAGUCGGAAUUUCUAGAGAGAAGAGAGCCCCCCCACAAAUUUCUAGACAGGCUCCCCACAGUGCUAAGAGAGGGACGAUUCUAGAAUGUCCAGGUGAUCGUCAAGAAUCCCCCCUCCCAUUUUGGAAUAAGCAUUGCAAGCCUUGACCGGAUCAGCCGCCCCCCGCCCCUUUUUGGAAUAAGCUUGCAAGCCUUGUCCGGAUCAGCCAACGUUAAAAAAAAAAUACAGAAAUGCUCAAUUUUGACAGACCAAUGUCGUCCUGACGGAUGAAAUCGAGCCAAAAGUCUUCGGCGGCCUUUUCCUGACCAGCGGCGCUGAACUUCAGUUUCCGCACCGAGUCUCCUUGGUCGACGUCGAGCAGGCGCGACGUCACGCCGCCAAUCUGGAGCUCGACCUUGGCCUCAGCAAGUACGGCUUCUUUUCCGGCUACUUAUAUGAGAUAUAAAGUUUGAAAUAUGGGAAUUAGUUGCUAUAGUAAAAAGAGAUGGUGGUACUGCUACGACAAGAGAAAAUUUUUCAUUUUUGGGGUUUUCACAAAUAGCAUCUCUUAUAUUUAAUUUUUUUUAAAUAGGGUUUUGAUGAAUUUUAACUGGACUGGUUUCCGUUGUUAUAAUCCAUUUCGAUCAAGUUCCAAAUCAAAUAAUUACCGAUCAAGGUCAACAGAAAGAAAAAAAGCUGACUUUUUUAGCAAAAUAAAUGAAAUCCUCGCUUCAUUUUUAUGGUUUUCCGUGCCUUUUUUUUUUGGUCUCUACUGUGUUUUUGAAGUAUAAUCGUACCCUAAAAAUGAAAUUUUUUUCAUUUUUUUAUAUUUAAAUACCUUAUCCCUACGAGGUCGAAAAAUUAGUCAAAAAUUUUUUUAAAAUCUUCAUUUUUUUAAAUGUUUUUUUCUUAAGUUUCUCCACAUCUAUUUUGCAAAUUUUAGUACUUGUGUGAGAAAUAAAACAUUUCGAUUUGAAAAGCGAUGAAAAAUUUUUCGAGUUUUCGGACAUUUAGAAACACAAUAGGAAACGAAAAACCUCAUAAAUGAUGAAAAUCGAAGGAUUCUGUUCUGCGCAAAACCAAUACAGUUCCGUUAAAAAAGAUGCCAAAAAAAAACGCUUUUUUGAUCACAAAUUUGUUGCAUGGAGUUUGAUCUUUCUGAAACCUUGUAAUGACUGUUAUUUGUGUCCCUCUGGUGGUCAGUCCCCGAAAGGAAAAAGUCGCACUUUUUAGAAAAAAAAGGGAUUUUCAGUGAUGAACUUGAGUUUAUUUGAAAGUAAUAUUGAUUGAAUUGAUACUUACACUCGUAAUACUCUUGACUUUUCCAGGUAUCGAAAAAAGGUCGAAGUGAACAGUGCCGUGGGCGAAGAACUCAUUUCCCGGCUGAUGCUUUCCGACGCCGCCAAAAUGUUCCUGGUCCAGAGACAGUUGCAAAUUGCCAAUAGGUUUAGGUCUUGAACAGCUAGAACAAUAUUAGAGGAAAAAAAAAAAUGAAAAAUGGUGGAAAUUGAACAUUUUCAACAGCUUUUUGAAUGUUUCUAUGGCUUUUUGAAAGACCGAAAAAAACGCUAUUUUUUUCUUUUUGAAAGUUGUAUUUUUUUGAUAAAAAAAUGAAUGAUUUUCAGCGGAGAGUUUUUUUCUGUAUCCCCCUUUUUCGCUUGGUUCGGCAUCAGUGCGGUUGGAUACGGCGUCUUUGUAGGUAAGUUAAAGUAGAAAAAGAUGGGAAAACUGGUUUUUUUGGGAGAUUAUAAAUAUCUUACAUAUCGAUUCGUCAAAAUGAGAUUUAUUCGAAAAAAAUCUGGAAUCAUUGAAAUAUAAAAAAACAAGAAACGUUUAAGAAAGUUUGUUAAAUAGGCCUUUUUAAAGAGCCUGUCAUUUUUUUCCUGAAAAAAAAGGUAGAGGCACCAAAAAAAUUGUUCAUAACCGUUGAUUACAUGGCCCAAAAAAAGGAAAUUUUUGUAGGUUCGUUAAAAUAUAAAAAGAUGGGAAAAAAACUGAUUUUUCGGGAGAUUAUAAAUAUCUUACAUAUCGAUCCGGCAAAAUGAGAUUAACUCGAAAAAUUCUAGAAUCAUUAAAAUAUACAAAACAAGAAACGUUGAAGAAAGGUUGCUAAAAAGGGCCUUUCAUUUUUCACAAGGUUCAAAAAAGAAUAAAAGGAAUGUUCAUAACCGUUGAUUACAUGGCCCAAAAAGGAAAUAUUCACGUGCUUUUUUCCACCUUCUCAUUUUCCCUUAUGUUUUUCGGUUUAUAAAACAUCUAUAAACGUUUUUAUCCUAUUUCUUUGUGUUUUAAUCAUUGAUAAACUACCUACAUCAUAUAGGAAGAUUCGAAACUAAAAGUUCAUCGAGAAAAAAAGUCGGAAAAAGUUUCGUCGGAAAGGUGUCCGUCGGAAAGUUUCCUAGCGAUAUGAAAAAAUCGGAAAAGUCGCCGUUUGAAUUUUCGCUGCUCUUUUUUUCAUACCACCCGUUUUUCACAUAUUUAGAACAAAUUCAUCGUUUUGGUCAAAAUUCUUGAUGAUUCUUCAAAAUAAGCCAUUAAUUUUGAAUAGACGCAAGCGAGCUUUUCUUCACGGUUAGAUGGAUAGGCUAUCCUUCAAAAACUAUAUUUCAACUUUGAUGUUCUGCCGAUUUUUCAGUGUCUGCAAUGACUAUCGGAGCAGUUCCUGCUUUUCUGGUUGCUACAACUUUUUCUGUCUUGGUAUUUCGACGGUUUCUCGGCUCCUUCGAUGACUACAAAAUGAAGAAAGCCGACGAGAUUACGAUACGAAAGUAGGGACAUUUUUUUUGUCGUGUUCAAAGUAGUUUCCGAGAAAUUUGCUUGGAAAUUAAGUCAUUUUCACUCUCUGACGUCUUUUUUGAGUUUUUUGGAACCACACGGAAUAAUUGUUUGAAAAUGAGGGCCAUAUGGAGGAAAAUUUUUAUGAAAAGGUUUUUUUUUCCAUGUUAUGACGCUCAAAAUAAUGUUAAAUUUCUAUGAUUGGGGUUUUUUUUAAACUCUGAGCGAUAAAAAAUGUAAAAGAAGAUUCCCUGCGGAAAUUUUUUUUUUUUCGAAGUUAGGAAGUGUUGAAAUGCCUUCCAGCAAAGUUUUAUCCAAGGGCAAAGUCCAAAAGAUCUUGAAAAAGACUUUCGAAAGACUUUAAAAGACCUCAAAUGCGCCUUUUUCUGUUAAGGACCUUUUAAAGAGGUGUGAAAAAAGAAGGCGGAAAAAGAAGAUUCUGAGAGACUUUUGACACCUUUUUAGGAACUCGAAAAGGAGUUUUAGGCUCUUUUUGAGGUCCUUUGAAUUUGCCUGUGAUCAAAAGUUCAAGCCAAUAAAAAAAAACAGCUAUAAAAGUUUUAUAAGUAAUAAAAAAAAACCAAUUUUCAAUAAUAUUUUCUUUUUUUGAUAUAAAACGAGAAGCUUUAUGUAGAAAUAAUACGUAGAUAACGGAAAGAAAAAAUUUGAUUACAAAAUGAUUUAAAAUUAUCGAAAAACUAUUAAGAAAAGAGGUAAAAGAUGGCUUGCAAUUGAAUUCGAACUCGGGCUAUAAAAAGCAGUUUUUCAAAAAGAUCUUUCUUUGGGUGAUUCUUCUUGGAUCAAAUAUAUACUUCAAUUUUUUUAUAUUUUGAAGGUGAAACGUAUGCCCAAAGGGGCGCGCGACUACUUUGAUGUGUUGGGAUAUGAAAAUUUUUAAAAAAAUUAGAGAUAAAAACCAAUUUUUCAACCUCAAGGAGAUAGGUGUUAACAAAAAUCAUCAAAAAUGUGUCAUUGGGUCAUUUUGAAAUGUUUUUUUAUUUUCUACGGGAAAAUAGGAAGUUGGACAGGAGAAGGCCUAAAUUUUAAAGGCCAAAACUCAUUUUCUUAGUUCUUCCUCACAUGGAGGGCAGUUCACUUUGCGGUUAGGAAUCUCCUAAAAAUUGUUAGAAACGUUCCUUGAUGUACCAGAAGAAGAUCCUGAAACUCCCAACCUGCACACCUUCCUAGUUCUGUAGAACGAACAUCCUAAAAUCGGAAAAAAAUCCUCGAAAUUCGUGAAAAUGAGCUUUUUUGAAGCUUUGAGACCUCACAAAAUAGAAAAUUGUACAUGUUAAAACUUUCAGAAACUUUUUUUGGUACUUUAAGGAGUGUUCUCGGCAGUUUUCAAGAGUUUCCCAACCGUGAAGUAAGAUGACUUUCCGAGUAAGUCAGUAAAUUGUUCAGGCCAAAAUUUAUUCCUAUCUCUAAAGGCUUUUUUUGAAUCAAUCCCCUAUUCUAUAUGGAGUUAGUUCUUCACUAUGGUACCUGUUAUCCUCUUAUUAAACCAUUUUUGAAAUGUCUUGUUAUAUUCCAGAGGUGAAACGUAUGCCCAAGGGGCUCGCGACUACUUCGACUCAUCGAUGAAGUUGAACAGACUUCUCAGGACGGUGCUCGGCGACGACGGCGAGACGAACAUCAAGAAGAACGGCGACUGCUCCCUCCACAGUCACGUCCCUUUCUCGACGCGACGGCGACUCGUCGAUAAGAUCGCCGCCGAAGUUUCAGCAACCGAAACGUCCUCCUGA
Molecule: messenger RNA, 4922 nt
Organism: Caenorhabditis auriculariae
Lineage: Eukaryota; Metazoa; Nematoda; Chromadorea; Rhabditida; Rhabditidae
Source: the annotation of a GenBank genome assembly